CGUUUCUUGCUUCUCUUCUUCCUCUCACGGUCUACUAGUGUUUGUCUUUCAGAAAAAAAAACAGAGAGCAAACCCUAGAUCGUGUGUAAAAAUGGAGAGGAAUCUCGUGGGAUAUAGGUUUAGUCCUACGGGAGAGGAAGUGAUCAACUAUUACCUCAAGAGCAAGAUUCUUGAUAGACCAUGGCUCGUCAACGAAGCCAUUAACGAGAUCAACAUCUGUGCUUACGAUCCAGAGUUCUUGCCUUCGUUAUCGAAGCUGGAAUCGAAGGAUCUUGUAUGGUACUUCUUCACUCCCAGGGAGUACCACGCAUCUGAGAAGAAGAAGGGAACGAAGAGGACAACACCUUCUGGGUUCUGGAAAGCUACCGGCAAGGAUCGGAUAAUCAGGGACAAGAGAGGACACGGUGUUGGGAUCGGAAUCAAGAAGACGCUUGUGUACCAUCAUGGUAAAGCUGCUAAUGGAGUUGGGACUCCUUGGGUCAUGCACGAGUACCACACAACUUCCUUGCCUCUUAACCAGAGGAACUAUGUUAUCUGCCAAGUAAUGUACAAGGGUGCUGGCGGAGACAGUUUGUACGGUAAUAACUCCAAUGCGUUAAGCCACUCCACCUUGGUCUCUGACUUGAACACUGACAGAGAGAUUAACACAGCUCCUCAGGUUGAGCAACCAUGGCAGGAUCUCUUUUUUUCUGUGGAUGAUUUGGCAAACCCACUGAACGAGCAGGAUGAUACCUCUCUAUUCAAUCCAGACACGCUUUUCAACGACAACUACUGCCCUUACCAGCAGCCGCAAGCUCCCUCGGAUGAUGAUUAUAUAGAUGAACUGCUGAGUUUUAACGGAGGGAACUAUGAUGAUGUGCUACGCGAUCCAAACAUCACAAUGCACCGCAACGAUCACAGGCCAAAGAAAGCUUUGACAGGGAUCAUUGUUGAUUGUAGCAGUGAUAGCGAUGUUGAAUCCAUAUCUGCAACGAGUUACCAAGAAACAUCAAGUCCAGAUAGCUUUCAUAGUUUAAGUGCACAAUUCCACACUAGUGGAGACGAGAUUCCAUCUUUGAGGAAAGACUCCUGCACAGAUAUAAAACCUCCUGCAGAAACUUCUAUUAAUAGAAAGACCAGGAAAGCUCAUCUCACACGGCGCACGGUGAAAGAAGGCGAGUCUAAAGGCGUUAAUGCAUCCGUGGACAAGAAGUCAUCAUCAUCUAUGGUGAAGACAGAGAAGAAGGGAUGGUUUAUUACAGAGGAAGCAAUGGACAGAAGAAAUCGCAAGAAUCCACCGUAUAUCUAUCUGAUGAACAUGAUCAUAGGGUUCAUCCUCUUGGUUGCUGUCAUUGACAACAUUAUGUCGAUUUUACUAAGCGUCAAAAUUUGAACCUGCUGAUGAAAUUUGAUUGCUGAGGAGAGGCAAAGUAGAUGGAUGGAAGCACUUGUUUUUAUUUGGCUUUUUCUGCUUCUGUUUUUGUUUUGAAUGUGUAAUAAUAUAUAUAUGUGUGUAUCUGUAUGUAUGAGCAAUAGAUUGAAACUCUAUUGUUCUUUCGAACUUAUAUAUCUUACAGGUGUUUCUUGUGCCUUAAGGUAAAAGUGAAAUUUAGUAUUAUAACCUAGUGUAAGGUGCUUCUAUGCUUCAA
Brassica napus (rape) is the source of this 1628-nucleotide messenger RNA. Its product is annotated as NAC domain-containing protein 69. Bases 92 to 1372 code for a protein of 426 amino acids. Gene Ontology annotation, molecular function: DNA binding. Gene Ontology annotation, biological process: regulation of DNA-templated transcription. The transcript has 6 exons. The record is from RefSeq and is a predicted model, not a curated record. Lineage: Eukaryota; Viridiplantae; Streptophyta; Magnoliopsida; Brassicales; Brassicaceae.